UAAUUUUACUUUUACAACACUUUUCAAUGUUAUUUUCACCACAGUCAUCAAUUCUGACACAAUCAGCUGUAGCAGCCAACAUCGCUUACUAAAUUUAUCUUGAUGGGAAUAUCAUUCUAAAAACGUAUAAAGAACAUUUUAAUAUCAUAACAAAAAGUUUAAGCAUUUAACAAGUGAAUAGAAAACAAUUCUUUAAAUAUAUAAACUAAUGUGUAGCACAUAUUGGUGACUAUUAGUGACAUUUGCGUAUAUGUAAGUAAAGCUCCAAAAAGCCAAUAGUUUGCCGUACCUACACAGCCCAAAAAGAUUGAGAAUGGAUUGGAGGCAGGCGGAGAUUUUCGACUUGAUAUCCAUGUACAGAGAGUCUGAGUGUCUAUGGAACUGUCUAAAUCGUGAAUAUAAAGACGUGGACUUGAAGAAAAAUGCAUGGAGGGAAAUCGCCAGAUUUUUCGGGAGAAAAGUGGAGGAUGUAAAGAAGAAAAUAAAAAAUUUGCGCACUAGUUACGUUAUAGAGAAAAAGAAAGUCGAAAGAAAGAAAACCGAAUCGGGAGAAACUAUGUAUGAGCCCCGUUUAUUCUACUAUGAUGAAAUGACCUUUUUGGACCCUGUCGUAAUUUUACGAUUUUUUAAUCCUACAGAACAAAAUGCAGAUCCUUUAAGUGAAAAGAAAAAACAGCGUUCUUCAAACGAAAGACAUAUGAUUGAAGAAAAGAAAAAGCGCAAACUAUUAAAUAAUUCUCAGACGGAGCGUUCAAUUUCGGAGCUUUCUCCUAUAAAAAGACUGCGUGAAAUAAGCGAUGCACAUUUAGAUAAUGAACUACAAGACGAAUCAGACGAGGAAGAGCAUCUAAGUAAGGCAGAUACUUUUUGUGCGAUGCUUUGCAGUGAACUUAAAUCACUUAGAUCGGAAGACAUAUAUGACAAUGUGACAUCUGAAAUUUUUACCAUCCUAAGGAAUGCGAAAAUGGCAGAACGUCAAAUCGUGUACCAACCCGAAGAGAUUACUAAAGUAGCUAGUAAAACGAUGUGAAGGCACGUUUGUUUAUGAAGGUGACUUUUUUAAGUCGAGCCUGCACCUGCCCACUAUUUGCAAAGUGUUUCAUACACUACCACAAAAAUAAAAUCUAAAUUAAUAUUAUAUUUGUCUUAUAUUAAAGAAACUAUAGUGUGUAAACACACAACUAACAACUAGCAAUCGUUAUAAAGUACAUAUGUAUAUAUACAAUUGAUCAGCGAUUUACACUUGUCCGCCUGUGCGAACUAGUUCUGCAGCUCUUGUUAUUGAUUCGAUAUUUUACAUGUCCUUUUUUUUCCAAGAAGCUAUUCAUCUGUCGGAAGCGCCGAUAUCGGACUACUAAGGAAUUUAGCUCCUUACAAACUGACUUCUCAAAAUAUUAGUUUUGUAUGAAAUUUUUUUUCUUGACAAGAUAUCUUCACGAAACUUGGCAUAGAUUAUUCUCCAAAGCAGCUCACAUUUUGUUCUUGUUCGUUUGAAUUAUUUCCUAAAUAAAAACUAACCUGGGAAUACC
This is a messenger RNA of Bactrocera dorsalis (oriental fruit fly), 1529 nucleotides long. RefSeq lists its product as hypothetical. The record is from RefSeq and is a predicted model, not a curated record. Lineage: Eukaryota; Metazoa; Arthropoda; Insecta; Diptera; Tephritidae. Bases 314 to 1030 code for a protein of 238 amino acids. The transcript is spliced from 5 exons.